Messenger RNA from Mucor mucedo, 1017 nucleotides. RefSeq lists its product as uncharacterized. NCBI's taxonomy places the organism in Eukaryota, Fungi, Mucoromycota, Mucoromycetes, Mucorales, Mucoraceae. The transcript is spliced from 4 exons. The record is from RefSeq and is a predicted model, not a curated record. The coding region runs from base 1 to 1017 and encodes 338 amino acids.
AUGAGAAUUAUCUAUAUGAAACAUGCAUGUCACGUAUGUUUGAAAGAAUUAGAAAGUUUGUUUGAUUUACGUCGCCAUAUUUCAACCAUCCAAAACAAGUCAAUGCCGCCUAAAGAUACAGACGGCAACAAAACAAAGUCAUUAAAUGGAAUAAUCAUUAUAACUGAAAGCGCACCAAUUGCUGUCCCGUAUCGUGUUUGCCUGUCUCUCUGGACAUUCCACUCUGGUUUUGAAUCGUUAAAGAAGCAUAUGGCUAUUCACAAAACCCAAAGCGACGUAGCUAGCAUUUCUAUUAAAACUAGAAAAUGCUUCGUUUUCUUUCGCAAUGGGUCUAGAGCGUUACAUCAACCAAGGGUGCCGAAAGCUUUUAUUGUCAGAGCAAAAACCACUUGCAAGACAGCAAAAUGUGGACAAGCCAAUAUCGUGUCUUUGAAACAAUAUCCAACAUUUUACAAUAUGCUAAAUCAGGCCUUGGAUGUGGAAUUGUCAAACUUGCCUCGUUUCCUUUGUUCAUUUGCACAGCCAGGUAAUAUUGCGACCUACCCUAUAAUCUUGAUGAAAGUGAUUCUGUUUGUUUUAGCCGAUGUUUGUAGCGAAUGGCAUAGUCAUGAGUAUUACCAGUCAAGCGACCAUAGGCAAUUACUUGGUUUCCAAUGGUGUGAAAUUCCUAUCAAAGAACACGUUGAAUUUACAAUUGAUCCUUAUUCAUGGAUACGAACUGCUACUGUUAAGUAUCACGAUGGUCUAAGCUACGACAUGAAUGGAUAUAGUCGUCGCAUUAUGAUUGGCGGCUAUAAGCAAACCAAAGUACGGCAUGCGGAUGUUCCAAAUACCUUCAAUAAUUGCGUAUCAUGGAUGGAAGUGUUUGAGCUUAUGGCGUAUCUGUUUACAUUCCUACAAGAGCAAGAAACGAUAAUGCAAACGAUUAAAAAAAGAAAAGUCGUUGAGGGUCUUGUUAAGUAUACCGAUCGUGCAUUACAUAUUUCAAAUGAGAUCAAAGACCGACCUAUUUCAUGA